Molecule: messenger RNA, 497 nt
Organism: Hermetia illucens (black soldier fly)
Lineage: Eukaryota; Metazoa; Arthropoda; Insecta; Diptera; Stratiomyidae
Product: defensin-like
Exons: 1
Coding region: 95-385 (96 amino acids)
Biological process (GO): defense response to bacterium; humoral immune response
Source: RefSeq, a predicted model, not a curated record
CCAGGAGCAGCUUCAGUUCCAAUUCAACCUCCCAUUGGAAGAUACAAUUCAAUAGUCCUAAAAGAUACUUUGUGCUUUUUAAAGAACAUACAAAAUGCGUGUGACCGUGUGUCUAUUCAGUGUCGUUGCCUUAUUUGCAAUGGUCCAUUGCCAACCUUUCCAACUCGAGACGGAAGGUGACCAACAGCUGGAACCAGUCGUUGCUGAAGUAGACGAUGUUGUCGAUUUGGUAGCUAUUCCAGAACAUACACGAGAAAAACGAGCAACCUGUGACCUGUUGAGCCCUUUUAAAGUUGGUCAUGCCGCAUGCGCUGCUCAUUGUAUCGCAAGGGGCAAACGAGGAGGAUGGUGUGACAAAAGAGCUGUUUGCAACUGCCGAAAAUAGGAGUACUAUCUACAGUUGUCUGAACCUUUAGUUAUCGAAAAAUAUUCAAUAAUGUAAUAUAACGUUCUAUUCUUUUAACUUAAGUAUAAUAAACCAUCAUAUAGUAUUACAA